AUGCGUUACGAUGAUUGGGAUGUGAUCCUCUUUCCUCGAGACUCCCAUGUUCCAAUUCAGGAGUUCAAGACUGCUUGCUUUGUCUCGCAAGUGGAGUACGGGCGCCAACUGCCGACAUUAACCUGCUUCAUCAGCUCACUGCCACCCUCGACCCCAUUUCGUAUCUCACUUCAUUCCUGGCGUCCCGCUUUGAAAGCCUCAGCGCUCCUCGAGUCCCGACGCAAAAACAAUCAAAAGGUAGUUUUCAACGUCCAGGUCAUUGUGGGCGAGGCCAGACUCUUUCACGGCUUCUUUGACUUGAAUACGAAAUGGCCUCAAGAGAUUGCCUACGAGAAAAGGUCGCUCACCUUCAAUGAUCUACCUACGAGCCAGCGGAAACGGCCUCUUGAGUUCCCUCCCUUCCACAAUCUUACGCUCAAGAAUAACAUUUGGGAUGCUCGUGAUCCAUAUGGGCGCAUACGAGUCGUUUUGUCAGAACAGCUAGUCAGCAGCAUGCCAAGUCCUGGGAAAAUCUAUGGUGGAAUAUGCUCAAGCGACGUAGAUAUCCUCCAGCAGACCGGAAUCUCGUGGCCGAUCUCGAACCCGCUCUACCUCCCGGAUGCGUUUAAUCGGGACAGCCAGUGCCCUCAGGCAUCUCCAGCAACUUCGUGGACCCCUGAUGCGCAUCUUUUUAGAGUAAACAUGCAUAUGCUGACUCCACAAUUGCAUAAUGCACAACCCAUGUUCGCGAGAUCGAAUGAUAGCAAGCCCAAGCGACUAUCCAACGCGCACCUGCCACCUGUUCCACACUUUCCAAAGCAUUCUGUUGCCCCCAAUAACCACACUCGUCGUGAAACUACAUGGGAUGAUACAUUCAGCACGCUCAAUUACACUGGCGAAACCGCCAGCACAGAUAACUGGUCAGAAAAGAGGAAGACAUCCGCGUCGUCUGAUCACCCCAUGCUGAAUCACAUGUACGACUCACAUACAUCGACCAAUGGUCUGCCAUGGAUGGGUGAUAUAUCUCAGCACGUUCAGAGCGAAAGUAUAGACUGGGAUGAUUAUUCAAAAACCCGAAAAGAGAAGCCGUUUGUCGUUACGCUUCAGGAUACUCAGUUGGGCCAGAUAAUUGAUGCAAUCAGCCCACCAAAGCAUGAUCGUGAGAUUUCUCGGACACCUGGUGGACCGUUUCAUGAGCCAGUUAGUCACCAAGCCACUUAUACUUACUAUCCACCGAAAUUUGGGACUACUCCGUCGAUCAAGCGUCCGUCCUCUGGGGUUCUGGCUCACAAAUCAUCUUAUCAAGAUUCCAGCAGUGUCUUACGAAACGCCUCGAACAAGCCUUCAUCACAUAAACAUCACCCCCAAGACGAUGGGAAAGACAGAAUGCCUACAAGGCCACGCCCGUCUAUCCCAAAUAACAAGGAAGAUAUCGUGUCAUCGCAAUUGCGAUUGCCAACGCCGUUUCCCCAUGCCAACCGCGUUCCAACGCCGAACCCUUUUGCUCAGGGGCAGCCAGCAACCAUUUCGGAAUUGUCAAUGAGAGAUUGGUCCUCAACUCAAACAAGCGCACAUCGUGUCAACCGAGGCGAGACGCCACAGUCAGCCACCGGAUUCAGCAGUCUCGGCUCGGCUCAUGGGCCGUCAAAUUUUAUUUCAAGGAGCAAAAAGGAGGGCUUGUUAGUGUCUGAUUCACCAAAGCUGUUAGAUCAAGCAACUCGGCAAGAUGAGUGUUCGAUGCCGACAGCCAGUCCGGAUUCUCAAGUGGAACAAAGCUUUGUUCAAAAAGCACAUAGCAAUCCUACCCAAACCGAUCAAAAAUUUAUACCUGGAAUAGUAGAGAUCAUCGACAUCGAUGCUGUCGACCCCAGUUUAGAGACGACUGCGGCAGUAGAUACCAGCAAACUCUCGCCGUUCAAACCCAGCCACAAGUCUCGCAUCUCGCAAUCAAGCAUCGAUAGUACGGGUCGUCUGGAAAGACAGUUGUUUAGUGCUCUGGGGGAGGAGCUUGGGAGUUUUGAUCAUCACCAUCAUCAUCAGAUGGAUACUACGGAUAGGGGACCUGAGUUUAUGCAUGCUCUGACUGGUGAUGCGAGGACGAAUUCCGAGCUCACCGGUUCUGCAAUUCUUGGCUCGACUACGACCGACUUUGAGCCGACAGUCAAACGGAAGAGACAAGGCACGCUGGGUGGAGGCAGUAGCGGCAGUCCGAUGAGUAAGAAGGAGAAGGCUGAUGGAGCGGAAACCAAGGAAAAGAGGGAGGUAGUAGUGGUCAGUAUGAGAGGAGACUGA
Messenger RNA from Bipolaris maydis ATCC 48331, 2271 nucleotides. The record is from RefSeq and is a predicted model, not a curated record. NCBI's taxonomy places the organism in Eukaryota, Fungi, Ascomycota, Dothideomycetes, Pleosporales, Pleosporaceae.